CAUACAAUUUUACCGCUUACACCGCUCAUUGAACAUUAAUGUCAACACCGUGAAAAGUGCAUAUAAAAAGUACAAUUUGUAAUUUGUCAAAACUGUUUCACUUCUGUUUUUGCCAUGUGCAAUAUAUGCAACAUAUAGAAAGGAUAGUUCGUUUAAGCUGGUGGAAUAAACAAAGGAACAUAAACAUUAUCAACGGAUGAUCUUAGAUUGUACUGACAAAUAGCAAGGACAUAGAUAGUAGAUUGACUGAUCGUACACAAUGUGUUUUGAAUGGAUAUAUCAGACGGAAAGAUACAAAGAACGAGAUAAAACUCCGAGUGAAAAUAAUGGAUUUGCCUCGACAGUUGCCGACGCAUUCAGACGGGGUGGCAGGAAGAUGGGCUUAGUUCUGGGCAUUUUCAAGCCAGAGUUAUCGGAGUUUCAGAAAAAAAAACUACUCUACGAGUUCUCGACAUUUUUCGAUUUGAAUAAAGACGGUACAUUGGAAUGGCACGAUUUCGAGAUGGCCCGACAGAAAAUCUGCGACAUGAGCGGAUGGCAGGUCGGCUCGCCCCGUUACCUACAUACGCACGAGUUAUUCAAGGAAAUAUGGCGGAAACUACAAGAUGACGGGGAUGAAAACUUCGACGGCAAAAUCUCCAAGGAAGAAUGGAUCAAAAUGUGGCAGACGUUUCACAAGCAACACCUCGAACAAUUGAAGAAGCGAAAAGAUGACGUCACAACCGAACCAUCCCUUCCGGUGUGGCUUGAAAAGUACAUCGAGUACAAGUUUAAUCUUCUCGACAGAACUGGCAACGGUUUCGUGGAUGUUGAGGAGUAUGAAUACGUGAUGGCGGAAUUCGGAAUACCUCCCAAACAAGCGAGGAACGCUUUCACAAUGUUCAGUGUGAAUAAUGAUAGGAAGGUAGAUAUGGAGUAUUUCCGUCAUCUCUGUACCGAGUACUACCGAAGCGACGACCCGAGCUCACUUGGGAAUUUCAUCAACGGAAAACUGGACUUUACCGACUGAUUAAGAAUAACAUCCCUUAUAGUUUAUACAUGGAUGUGUACUUUGCUUAGCGGAUAAAAUGGUGCAUUAACCCAUAAAAAUCAAAGUAGAGCUAAUUGCUAAUAAUUGAUUAUGAAUAACGCCCUGUUUUUAUAAUGGCAAUUUGUUGUAUUUUUGAAUGAACGCAUAAGUCAACACCAUGUUUAGCCAUGAAAAGUUUGACUUAAAUUACUUCUUUAAAAUAGCUAUAUAUAUUUCAUAUACUGAAAUAACUGAGUGAAUUGAUAAGUUAAUUUCUGUUUUAGUCAAUUGAAGGCCAGUGUUAAAUGAUGAUUCAGAACAAAUACCAUUCGUAAAUGCACAUUUUGGACAUAUUUAUUGAAUGAACAAUGAAGAUCGGCUGUAAUAGUCAAUAGAAACUUGGCUUUAAUGGCUAUUAAGAAUACCGAUCACUAUUGAAUGAACGGAAAUCAAAGUGCGCAGUCCACACAGGCUGAUCGCUCACGACAAUCCCGGUCUAAACUGAAUUUUCGUUUAGAACAGACUUCAUUUAAGCGGAUAAUUACAUUUUAAUGGAAAGUGGCGUUUGUGAUUACAUAGUCAUGCUAAUCUGGGAUAGCUCUGUACGCACUAAGGCAUUAAGCCAAAUUUUCCCAGAAAGUGGCUAAAUUGACUGAACUGUCAUGCCAUGUCUCUGUUUAAGCAAUAUAAAGGUGCACUUUAAUGACUGAUUUUGACUAAAGAUCUGAAUUUUCUUUGGAAUUUCAUGAACGGCAAGUUGGACUAAACGCACUGAUACAGAAAAAAACGAAAAAUACAUGAAAUGCAUAUAUUGAUUAAUAUUAUUUCUUUAAUAUUUUUUGUUAGAUAUUAAAAAGGAGUGGCAUCUACGGCAAUACGACUGUUUUUAAAGUAAAUUAUAAAUAACGACCCUUAUCUUUUAUUGGCGUCAAUUUCGACCUUCCUAAUUCGGAAAAAUGACCCAUAGUCUAUUAAUAAGUAAUUGUAAUUAACGGAAAGUUGGAACUAUUUAAGGACUUGAUACAGGAGUAAAAUUGAAUUCCGUCAACGGAAAAUAAGACUUAUUUGGAAUAACGAAACAUGGCCAAAGAGGAUUUUCAUCUGCGGAAAACUCGACAUUGCAUGCUUUGAAAAAAAAAUACUUCGAGUUUCUCUGUCGUAUUUAAUCAACGGUCGAUUGGAGAUUGUUCUGAGAAAACUGAGCUAAAUGCAUGUGCGUAAAGUGUCGUCCAAGAUAGACCUGUGCUGUCCACACAGGCGUAUCAGGGAAGUCAUGUCCGCCUAAACUGAAUUUUCGUUUAAGGCGACUCCCUUAAAACAGAAAAUUCCAUGAAAGCGGAACGAGUCGUUCCUGAUUAGCCGGUGCCGACUGCAUAGACUAAUCAAGGACGACACUUCACGCACAAAACACAAGGCUGUGAAGUCUGAAUCUAACACAACGGAAUCGCGACCCAAUGAAUUCAUUGUACGGACUUUGAUUUAUACGUGUUAUACAAAAUUUAUAAUGAUAAUAAAUGACCAUAUUAAUAUGGGAUUUCAUUACAUUUUCUAUUUUCAAAUCAUAUAUCCUAGGAAUGGAUAUCUUAUAGAUCUGUAAUAAAAUGUAUUUUGUUUUUUUUGGGUGAACUUGUUUUGUGCAUAAAUUGGUUUCUUGGUUUUUACUAUGUUUGUAUUGCCUUAAUGUAUGUUUGCAUUUUCUUUAUUCUUAAACCAUGACGAUAUGCUUGUUACCAAUAAAUUGUCUUAUUCUGAAUGU
Messenger RNA from Dreissena polymorpha, 2765 nucleotides. Its product is annotated as calexcitin-2-like. Lineage: Eukaryota; Metazoa; Mollusca; Bivalvia; Myida; Dreissenidae. The transcript is spliced from 8 exons. The coding region runs from base 260 to 1009 and encodes 249 amino acids. The record is from RefSeq and is a predicted model, not a curated record. Gene Ontology annotation, molecular function: calcium ion binding.